CCAACACCAUCUUCCUCGCUUCGACUUGAUCCUCUUUCCAGCCCGCACCCUGCUUGGUCAACAGCCAACACCUUGAACCAGCAUGGACCGCCUUGGCAACCGCAUCGAGCACAUUCAUCAUCCCAGCGCAGACGCCGGCGACGAUCACGACGAAUUCCAGGACUAUGAUGAAGGCGUCGAGAUCGAAGAGGAGGAGGUUGUCGAAGAGAUUGGCGAACAGGAGCUCCUUGCCCUGCUCGAUCAGCAGCAAGACUCGCUGGAGAUCUGCCGAGGCCUCUUCUUCAGCCAGAAUCCGGACGGUCUGAUCCCGUCAGGACAGACCUUGUCCACACUUUCAGAAGGCGCUGCUCAGGGUCUCUACCGCAAUGGCCUGGUCGUCAUCGACGGAUUCUUUACUGAUGCCCCAACCAUCUCCCAAGCACACCAGCUCGCAGCCGACCUGGUGGCGACUGGUCGCUUCGUUGAGGCCUCGACGAUUCGACAGGACGACGAUCCUUUCCGAGAUCGGAAAGCCCGGGACGACUGGAUCCUCUGGCUUCACGCCAACGAUGAGCUCGCCAGCCAGCCACCCCUGAAACCAUUGGUGCAAAAGUUUGAGGACCUUCGAGCCGAUCUCGGCAAGAUUAUCCGCCUCAGCGGAGAGACCGAGUAUCAAUACGGAUUCUACCGAGGGACCGGUGGCCACUACGACCGUCACCGCGACUCAUUCCCCAACGACGAUCCUUCCGAUACCGAGCAGCGCCGAGUCACCGCCAUCUGCUAUCUGAACCCAGCAAGCUGGGAGCCAGCCCACGGCGGAGAGUUGCGCAUCCACCGCAAAGGCGCCGAGCGAGAGAUCGCUCCCGUUGGCGGCCGCCUUGUUUUGUUCCUCAGCGGCGUUGUUGACCACGAGGUUUGUCCCUCGUUCCAGGACCGAGUCGCCAUCACGGCCUGGUACAAAUAGAGGUGGUCAUUGGCCGAGCAUUGGCAAUGGUCCGGGUUCUUGGGUAAAACCUCGAUCGGUGGCCAGCAGUAGUGAGUACUAUCUUUUUAUGGGACAUGAUCAAUAAUACAGCGUCGCCCAUGGUGCCCUGUA
Polychytrium aggregatum is the source of this 1075-nucleotide messenger RNA. Its product is annotated as 2OG-Fe(II) oxygenase superfamily-domain-containing protein. Gene Ontology annotation, molecular function: L-ascorbic acid binding; ferrous iron binding; peptidyl-proline dioxygenase activity. The transcript is spliced from 3 exons. The coding region runs from base 83 to 943 and encodes 286 amino acids. The record is from RefSeq and is a predicted model, not a curated record. Gene Ontology annotation, biological process: cellular response to hypoxia. Lineage: Eukaryota; Fungi; Chytridiomycota; Chytridiomycetes; Polychytriales.